Molecule: messenger RNA, 813 nt
Organism: Cyphomyrmex costatus
Lineage: Eukaryota; Metazoa; Arthropoda; Insecta; Hymenoptera; Formicidae
Product: 2-aminoethanethiol dioxygenase
Exons: 2
Coding region: 42-728 (228 amino acids)
Cellular component (GO): mitochondrion
Molecular function (GO): oxidoreductase activity, acting on single donors with incorporation of molecular oxygen, incorporation of two atoms of oxygen
Source: RefSeq, a predicted model, not a curated record
AAGUUCAAGAAAAGAAGUGCAAUAUACUAAUAUAUUUGAUUAUGGCAUCGGCAAUUGAAAUUUUGGGAAAACAGGCAAUGAAAACAUUUUGUGAUCGUCGGCUUUGUCAAAAAAGCUUAGACAAAUUGUGGAACCUGAUAAAUAAGAUAACAGCCGAGGACGUAAAACUCGAUAAAAAUAUUCUUGAUUUUGUCAGUAAACAACCGGCACCUAUGUGUGUGAUGGAUAUAUUUGAGAACAAGGACAUAACAAUUGCAAUUUUCAUAUUAAAACAUGGAGUCAAGAUGCCAAUGCAUGAUCAUCCUGAAAUGCAUGGUUUGUUAAAGGUAAUCAGUGGUAUGGUAGAAUUAAGCAGCUACAGUUUGAAGACAAAGAGUAAUCAUGUAAUUAAAGCCAAGGAAGAGAUUGCGGCAGUUAAGCAUCGACCUGUCUGUCUUCAUAGCAAUUCACCUGCUUGCAUUUUAACACCAACAGAAAAAAAUCUUCAUGAAAUUUCAUGUGUGGAAGGUCCUGCAGCUUUUCUAGACAUACUCAGUCCACCAUACGACAAUGAGUUUGGCAACGGAACAAGACCGUGUACAUUCUUCAAGACAGUCAAGUCUAAGUUAUAUACAGAAUCGGCAGAUAUAAUCGAAGAAGUGCAAUUAUCAGUUGUAGAGAAUAUAUCAGACUUUUAUUCUUUGAAUCUAGACUAUAUGGGACCUCCCUUACAAAAUUAUUAUAAUUAAGAUAUUUUUUACAUCUUAAUUUGUGAAUUUUGUAUUUGCAAUACAUGAUCAUAUAGAUUUUUACAUAAUCUUUAUGACACAAACA